GAAAAAAACGCCAUUGUGCGACCGGGUUUCUGUGAGGCAAAACGUUAUUCAGUGAACGCAAACAUGAAUAUUGUUGCCAUCGUUGUAUUCUUAGCAGCCACCCUGUUGUCUGUUACAAACGCUAUCGAUAAAACCCUGCAGCCAAAUGCGUAUGGAGCUGACGUCGUGGAAGCGGUCGUGAAUGUUAUCCGUGAUUCGUGCCUCUUUGCCGAAGAUCGUCGAUUUCUCCGACGACUCGCGUACGUGGAGUCGCAGGAUGGCUCGGCACCAAACACCUUCAGGUCAGGAUACUAUGGAGGAAUUUGGCAGGUUGACGAGAAUGAGUUCCGCGCUACCCAGAACAAACCGUUAUUGCAAUCACAGUACAACCUAAUACUUAGUCGGUUUGGAAUCACCUGGAAUGCAGUCAGGUGGCAGGAUCUGAGGAGACCGCUGUAUUCUGGCAUCGCUGCGGCACUCUUCAGCAUAUAUCGUGCUGGGCCAUCUGGGAUGAGCUGGAAACUGGAGGAGCAAGGGUUGUUCUGGGGUCACAACUUCCACGGCGGCAGACCGGCCAACAACUUCACCCAACUUGCUCAGAUACUUGACCUUGGGUGCAAGACGAACCAACAAGUUGAUCUGGUGUUUGUUGUCGAUACGUCUUCCAGUCUAACAGCGAACGACUUCACGCGCUCCAUCAGGUUUUUAUCUGAGGUUGUGGACGGGUUUGAAAUCUCCCCGUACAAUACGCAGGUCGGAUUGGUGACGUACUCAUCAACUGCAAGAGUAGAAUUCCAUCUUAACCAACAUACUAACAACGUGAGCCUCCACAAUGCAAUCAACGGUGUCCAUAACGUUCCUGGAGCUACACAAACCGACAAGGCAAUAGACAAGGCAAUAACGGAGGUCUUCUCUUCAGGAAACGGUGCGCGACCAGGUGCUGUUAAGGUGAUGGUGGUUAUAACUGAUGGCAACAGCGAUGACGACCUAAAUACGCUAGACGCUGCUAACAAGGCCCAUGCGGCCGGCGUGGUGACGUUCUCAGUGGGUGUUGGUACAUCCAUUGGAAAAACAGAGCUCGACAACAUAGCAACCGAUCCCGACUGUACCCAUGCGUACACGGUAAAAGGUUACGAUGAGAUCAAGUUCUUAAGAGAAGAAAUACAAAAGGCUACAUGUAUUGCUCCCCUGUACAUCAACCAGACAUACAGCUGUCGCCUUGACCAGUGCCCUCCCUUGGCGGUGCUCACCGGACCAAACGGUACUACCAUAGAGACGAACAUUACAUGUGGAGGAAUGAAUGUGUAUUCCGCCUUCAGCAAUCCCUACCCCAGCGGCGCUCAGUAUGAAACCAUCGACUAUACGUACAUGGGGAAUAUGUCGCAACACUUCUUCAGUACUGGAGGGAAAACACUGUACAUCAACAUGAAGGACAGCUCUAGUGGCAACAUAUAUAGAACAUGUAUAGCCACAAUUACACCAAAAUACGGCGACCGGACUGACCACAGCGUGACUGUUAGAUGCUAUAAAGAUGGCGUCGAAAUUCUUUGCAAGGACGAAUAUUUUAACUGCACUGAAAAGUGGAACUUUAACAGCCCCUGUACCAACGCCAAUAUUCUGGCCGGUAUCACAAAGUUUCCCCACCCCUAUAACAACAACAAGUUCUUGAUGUGCGAUCUCUCCGGCAAGAUGUACAUCGUCAUCUGUCCGCCCAGAGAGCUGUACUUCAAGGACUGUAGCCAGUGUCUUGGUGAGAACUCGGUAUCCAGUUCCGGGUGUGGCACCUCCUUGGCCCCGACCGUCGCCAACCCUUGCUCCAGGGCGCAGAUCCUGGCGGGUAACCUGUUCUUCCCGUACCCUGGUGACGUGACCAAGUUCAUCCACUGUGACAUCUGGGGCCAUCCCUGGGAACGCAACUGUCCCGCAGGGGACGAGUGGGACCAGGGUCUUCUCACCUGCUUCGUUGCCAGCACUUAUAGUCCCUGUAGACACCACGUGCCCGGCACGCCGUACCUAUAUCCCCACCAGUGUGACCCUCACCAGUACAUUCACUGCGACACCAACCACCAGUCGUUCGUCCAGUCGUGCCAGCUGGACUACGUGUUCCUGAAAACCACCCAGACCUGCGUACCCAAGGGCCAGUACGGGACGGACACCUACUAUAACACAUGCGGGGGAAGCACCACACCACAGUACUAUGCUACGACCGCUGGGCAAAUCGGCCCGACCGCUGGCUAUAAUGGCGGCUAUACGUACUCCACCCAGCUCUGGCAGUCCCCAUGUACACAUGCAAACAUCGCAAACAACGAGCUCUACUUUCCAGUCACGCAAGACCUGCACAAAUAUAUCCAGUGUGAUCUGAACGGACGCCAGUACCUGCGCACGUGUUCCGGUUCCGGUCGCGAUUUCUAUGACCCGAUAAGCCAUACCUGUGUGGACGGACCGGUCUUCGUCGAUAACAUCAUCGAGGGUUAACUCCCAGUCGCCCACGCCCUUAUGAACUUCCCGCCCCAGCCCCGUCAAAAUGGAUCUGACCGAAAUAUGGACCCUGACCAGAAAUACAUGCAUACUUCAUAGCACCAUAAAUGACAUUGGAUUUUUGAAUGUGUUUUAACUUUUAAUCAACGAAAUAAAAGUGUAGUAUAGGAUGUAUUAGACUAAGUAUAUGUUUUAUUUAGAUGAAACAUUUAGUAUUCAAACCACGAACUAUCUACAUUGUUGAUAACAUUUUGUCUAAGAAUAGUUUCUUAACGGUACAAAAUUCAUUAAUGUGCGAUGUUGUAAAUUCUAUAAAAAUGUAUGCUUACAUCGAAUAGAGAUUUUACAAGAAAA
Mya arenaria is the source of this 2811-nucleotide messenger RNA. RefSeq lists its product as uncharacterized. Gene Ontology annotation, molecular function: chitin binding. The record is from RefSeq and is a predicted model, not a curated record. The transcript has 18 exons. The coding region runs from base 64 to 2454 and encodes 796 amino acids. Lineage: Eukaryota; Metazoa; Mollusca; Bivalvia; Myida; Myidae. Gene Ontology annotation, cellular component: extracellular region.